CCUGAAGAGUUCCCAGCAUCCCACCAAGCCGUGAUCUCUCCCUGUUCCUCCCCCUCCCCUAACUCCGGUGGUUUAGCUCGGGGAACACUAAUUAAAUUAUAAAAGAGACUAAGAGCGUGAAAAUCGCUGCCACAUAUGCCUCGGAGGGCUGCCAGUGAAGUUCAAGUGCUCUGUGAAUAGAGAAAAGUCAUCCUCGUGGGAGGUUUCAUCAGAAAGGACAAAACCGCGGCGUGCGGCGUGGGAUAAAUUGGCAAGGAUUAUUUUUAAACUCCCGGCACUUCAACAGAGGGCUGGAGGAGGCAGUGACAAAUGUGAUGUGAUGUGGUGAAAUUUUGAACUGGCUUUCCAAAUGGAACCGUAAGAGGAUUGGCUCAACGUGAAAAUUGGGGAAAACUCACAUUCCACAAGUGGGGGCGAAAGCUCAAUCGUUACUGGCGUGUUGGAGGGAGGUGACGAAAGUCGAAAAUUAAGCAUCAUGGGAGCGGAAAAGAAUUACCACGAGUUGGGGGAGCAGCAGCAGCAUGAAAAGAGUACAAAUUGUGUGGGAGAAGAUGUGGAAAAGUGUUCCAGCAAAAAAGUGCAAGAAGUGGAAUUUUCCACGAAAUUUGAAGAACAUUAUAGAAGAAACGGUGCUGGCGAUGAAAAGGGAUCCAAAAAUGGGGCAGAAAUGGAGAAGAUGUUGCCGAAUGACUUGGAGGACAUGUUUAAGGACAUGCCACUGACGAAGGAUACCACGUGCGGGUUUUGGAUCUUCAAGGGAGAGUUUCUGCAGAGAUUCGCCAACAAGAAAGCGUACGUCUUCCUGUACGGAGUCGUGGGCUGUGUCUUCUCGGCCACCUACGCGUACUUCAACGGAACCAUCACCACGCUGGAGAAGCGGUACAAAAUUCCCAGCCGUAACACCGGCAUCAUCUCGAUCGGGAACGACAUCAGCUCGCUGUUUCUGUCCGCCAUCCUGAGCUAUUACGCCGGCAAGGGACACCGACCGCGGUGGAUCGCCUUCGGGCUGUUUACGAUCGUGCUGUUUUGCUGGUUGAACGCGCUGCCACACUUGCUGUACGGGCCCGGGGAAUCGGCGCUGGCGUUGACCACCGAGUACGGGGCGACGUACGACGAGAACCAGACCAAGGAGGUGUUUGAAGCGCAGAAGGCGAAAACGCUUUGCCGGGCGAAUGGGACUCGCGGGGCGGAGUGUGAGGUCGAGGAGGGGAAUUUGGCUCCACAGGCGGUGCUGUUUGUGGCGCAGUUUAUCUCAGGGAUUGGAAGUUCGCUGUAUUACACGCUGGGGGUGUCCUACAUGGACGACAACAUCAAAAAGUCCAAGACUCCUGCCCUGGUUAGCGUCUCCUACUUCCUCCGGAUGCUGGGUCCCGCCAUCGGGUACGCCCUGGCCUCGUACUGCCUCAAGCUGUACAUAUCCCCGUCGAUGAACCCGACCAUCACCAACAAGGAUCCCCGCUGGCUCGGUGCCUGGUGGAUUGGAUGGCUCAUUCUGGGGCUGGUCCUGGGCUUCUUUGCCCUGUUCAUCGGUCUUUUCCCCAAGCAACUUCCGAGGGCCGCCGUCCGGAAACGAAUCGCCAUCGAAAAGCAGAAGCUUGGCAUGAAACUCAGCGAGGUGAAGAAGGAGGACGAACUGCCGGCCUCGUUCAAGGACAUGCUCAAGACGUUCAAGCGACUGCUCAAGAACAAGAUCCUCAUGCUGAACAACAUCGCGUCGGUGUUUUACUUCUUCGGCUACAUGCCGUACUGGAUCUUCACGCCCAAGUACAUCGAAACGCAGUACAAACAGUCGGCGUCCACGUCCAGUCUGGUGACGGGCACGGUGGCGUUGGUCUUUUCCGCCGUCGGAGUGCUCAUUUCGGGCGUUGUGAUAUCGCGGUACAAGCCGAGGGCCCGCUACAUGGCCGCGUGGAACGUCAUGGUGGGACUGUUGUCCGUCAGCGGGAUGAUCGGGUACGCCUUUUUGGGAUGUUCUGCGAGUGAAAACUCUGUCAUCGUGAAUCAUCCGUCGACAACCGACCUAACGCCCACGUGCAACUCAGCCUGCCAGUGCGACUACGUCAAAUACUCCCCCAUCUGCGGCGAGGACGGCAACACCUACAUUUCGGCGUGCCAUGCCGGCUGCCGGCAACAGUACCAGAUUGGUGACCUUAAGACGUACGACGAAUGCGCUUGCAUAGAGGCCAGAAAUCACUCAGGCCACGACCCCGUUUUGGAACGGUUACGAAGCUCCUCCAACGGAAGCCAGCUUACGCCGUACUCACUCACCUACGAUGAGCUGCAACCACCCCCCGGCGGCAAGGCCAUCGCCGGUCCCUGCCCGAUGGACUGCAAGCGGGAGUUUUUCACGUUUUUGGCGGUCAUGUGCUUCCUGAAGUUUUCCGGCGCGACCGGGCGAGCCAGCAACUUCCUGGUGUCGGUGCGGUGCGUCGACGAGAAGGACAAAACCGUCUCGAUGGGCUUCGGCAUGAUGCUGCUCAGCCUGAUGUCCUUCAUCCCGAGUCCGAUCUUUUUCGGCCUGGUGCUGGACCGGACCUGCCUGGUGUGGGGCAAAACCUGCUCCGGCAAGGGCAACUGCUGGCUGUACGAUGGGGAAACGUUACGGUACCUUUUGAACUUUAUCGCGGCCGGGUUCGUGCUGGUGGGGACGCUGUUCGACUGUGGGGUGUGGUACUACGUCAAGAAUCUGAAAAUUUUCGACGACGAGGUGAAGGACAAGGAAAUCGAUCUGGCGGAAAAGGAGGAGCAAGCAACGACGGAUCGGCCAUCGUAGGAAUGAAGUCCUACUGGUUAAAUGUUAAGUUUUAGAGAAAAUUCCAAAGAUUUACACCUGUACAUUAAUGUAGUGCAAAUGAGAUUAUAAAACAAAACUUC
Molecule: messenger RNA, 2874 nt
Organism: Culex pipiens pallens (northern house mosquito)
Lineage: Eukaryota; Metazoa; Arthropoda; Insecta; Diptera; Culicidae
Gene: Oatp58Dc
Product: solute carrier organic anion transporter family member 74D
Exons: 7
Coding region: 476-2773 (765 amino acids)
Biological process (GO): sodium-independent organic anion transport; transmembrane transport
Cellular component (GO): membrane
Molecular function (GO): protein binding
Source: RefSeq, a predicted model, not a curated record